UGACUUCUGUAUGAGCUUUCGUAACGUUCGGUUGUGUGACAGUUCAGUGUGGAAGUGAUAAUUCAAAAAAAAACGCAGGCGACAAAAACAAAAUAGGAACUACAUAAUAGAGCUACAGAAAAACAAGAAGAAGGACAAGGACCACAUAGGACCAAAAAAAAAAAAUAGAUCUGAAGUUGACAGGACACCUGGUUGUGCAUUGCCUUGAGCAAGACGCGCAUAACCAAUAACAUGUACUGGGUAAAUGAUUAAAAAAAAAUCGAAACCCAAAAAAAAGGAAGAAGAAGAAGAAGAAGAUUGUGAUUGGUUGGUUGAUUUACUACUUUCAAAAUUAAGAUUUGUUUUGACUUGUUUUAUUUUGGAUAUUUUUAUUAUAAUUUUGGUUAAUAAAUCGUAUUUACUAUUAAUUUUAUUGCCCAAUUUAACAAUGAGUGUAAGUGCAGCCUCAGUUGCUUCAACGGCUACCCAAGAAGAGCAAGAGGUGGAUGAUUUUGGUCCACAACCAAUAACAAAAUUAGAAGGCAAUGGAAUUAACUCUGGAGACAUUAAGAAGCUCAUCGAAGCAGGUUAUCAUACUAUUGAAUCAGUUGCUUUUGCACCCAAAAAGUACCUCCUCUCCAUUAAGGGUGUUUCAGAGGCGAAAGCUGACAAAGUUCUAGCAGAAGCAGCUAAAUUAGUACCCAUGGGCUUUACUACAGCUACUGAAUUUCAUCAGAAGAGAUCUGAAAUUAUACAAUUAACUACAGGUUCCAAAGAGCUAGAUAAGUUAUUGGGUGGUGGCAUUGAAACAGGAUCUAUUACAGAGAUUUUUGGCGAAUUUCGUACAGGAAAAACACAAUUGUGCCAUACUUUAGCAGUUACAUGUCAGUUACCUGUUGAAAGUGGUGGGGGAGAAGGCAAAUGCCUGUAUAUUGAUAGUGAAGGGACUUUUCGGCCAGAACGUCUAUUGGCUGUAGCUGAACGAUAUCAAAUGACUGGACAAGAUGUUUUAGAUAAUGUAGCGUAUGCGAGAGCUUAUAAUACAGAUCACCAAACAAGUUUACUUAUACAAGCAUCUGCUAUGAUGGCAGAAUCUAGGUAUGCCUUAUUAAUUGUAGAUAGUGCAAUGGCUCUAUAUAGAACCGAUUAUUCGGGAAGGGGAGAAUUAUCAGCCCGACAAAUGCAUUUAGCAAGAUUUUUAAGGAUGUUGUUACGUUUAGCUGAUGAGUUCGGUGUGGCAGUAGUUAUAACAAAUCAAGUCGUCGCCCAAGUAGAUGGAGCUGCGAUGUUCAAUGCUGAUCCAAAAAAGCCCAUCGGUGGUAACAUAAUGGCUCAUGCUUCCACGACAAGACUGUAUCUCAGAAAAGGUCGAGGUGAAACGCGAAUGUGCAAAAUCUAUGAUUCUCCAUGUUUACCAGAAUCGGAAGCCAUGUUUGCCAUAAAUGCUGAUGGUAUAGGUGAUGCAAAGGAGUAAAAUGAUGUUUAUAAGAUGUAAAUAUUAUGUUAAUAUAAUUUAUGUAUAAGUUUUGCAAAAGUUUUAUAGAAUUUUAAAAGUUUAGGUAUUAUUUUCUGAAUGAAUUAUUCAUAUAAUUUAGAUCUAAAUGGUGUAAAGUACUCAGAAACUGCCAUGAAUCAAGACAUGUAGUAAGCGAAAAAAAGAAAUAAAGUAAUAUACAGGGUGAUCAACUUUUAUGAUUAAGUUCGUUAUCUCUGUUAGAAGAUAGCAAAAAGUUAUUGGCGAAAGUAGCAGGUAGCUGUAAGCUUAGACGAAGAGGCAGCGCUGAAAAAUCUCUUUGAAUUUACUAAAGCUAAAUUUUUCACAGUUUAUUACUGUGAGUGUGUAGAGAAACAUACUGCGGUCGGUCAAGCGAAACGUAGAACAGGGGUUACUGAGAGGGUAUCAAAGUUGCUUUCCUACGAAGGUAAUUAAAUCCAUUUACUAAGGCUGAAAAUCAGUACACACGUUCUAAAUUAAAUAUAAAUAAAAGUUAUUAUAGUCGGUCAGCUGUAUGACGGGACAGAGCCGGUCGGUCGGCCCCAGUGAAUGUACAGGGUUAUUCACUAUAUUUUCAUCCCCUUGUAAACUGCUUUAUUUACAGAAUUAGAAAAAAAAUGUAAAAUACAAAAGUUAUUCGAUUUUUUAAUUAUGAUUUUUUGCCAUAUAUAUCGUACCAGUGACGUCAUCCAUCUGGGCGUGAUGACGUAAUCGACUAUUUUUUUUAAUGAGAAUAGGGGUCUAGUGCUAGCUCAUUUGAAAGGUUAUUCAAUUCUCUAUACAGUACUAUAAACCUUAAGAUCAUUAUUUAUACAGGCUGUCCAAAAUUUUUUUUUGAAUUAUUAAUUAAACAAUUAAUUUAAUUAAAAAAAAAUUUUGGACACCCUGUAUAAUUAAUCAUGUUAAUGUUUAUAUUACUGAAUAGGGAAUUGAAUAAUCUUUCGAAUGAGCUAACACUAGACCCCUAUCCCCAUUUAAAAAAAUAGUCGAUUACCUCAUCACGCCCAAAUGGAUGACGUCACUAGUACGAUAUAUAUGUCAAAAAAACAUAAUUUAAAAAUCGAAUAACUUUUGUAUUUUACAUCUUUUUUCUAAUUCUGUAAAUAAAGCAGUUUACAAGGGGGUCAAAAUAUAGUGAAUAACCCUGUACAUUCAUUGGGGCCGACCGACCGGCUCUGUCCCGUCAUACAGCUGACCGACUAUAAUACCUUUUAUUUAUAUUUAAUUUAGAAUGUGUGUACUGAUUUUCAGCCUUAGUAAAUGGAUUUAAUUACCUUCGUAGGAAAGCAACUUUGAUACCCUCUCAGUAACCCCUGUUCUACGUUUCGCUUGACCGACCGCAGUAUGUUUCUCUACACAAUCACAGUAAUCAACUGUGAAAAAUUUAGCUUUAGUAAAUUCAAAGAGAUUUUUCAGCGCUGCCUCUUGGACUAGCUGCAUAUUUCCUUUAAAAUGUUUCGUCUUUCGGCAAUUUUUCCUAAUCUCUAAAUCUAAGCGCAAACUGGCUAAAUACCUAAUAUAAAAAUUUAUGUCUAAGAAAUGACCAUCAUACUUCCAAGACAUUAUCAGUUUUUAACCAGCUGCAUUUACCAAUCAUUUAAAUACAUAAGGACCAAAUUUUACCUCUAAAUCCCUACGCCGUUUUAACUCGGACUGUUUCAAUUUUUUUAGACCUGUAUAACAAACGUGUUUAUAUGGAGAAUUUCUAAUUUCCCGAAAAAUAAAGGAAAAACGCAUAGAUAUAAGCACUUAUUUUUUAUCACUUACAUAAAAAGGAACAUGAAAAUUUUGUUACAUAGACUAACUUUUAUCGUAUUUCAAUAAUUCUGUAGAAAUUUUGUAUAAAUUAAAUGUCAUUGAAUAAACUUUUGAAAUGACAAAUAUUUUUGAAAUGAAAGAGCAAGAAAUGUAAAAGAAAUUAAUUUAAAAUUUUACCUCUGUGAAAUAUAAAUUUUCCAAGUAGUACAUUCUUUCACGGAUUUUGCUGUAAAUUUUAAAGAACCGCUUGGAUUUACAUGAAAUUUGGCAUACGCAUAGCUAACAUGUCAAAGAGAAAAAGUGAUGUGGUGCCGAUGUGUGCUUUUGUCCUAGGGGUGAGUUUCACCCCAUCUCGGGGGUGAAAAAAUAUAUGUGUAAGAUAAGUCCCGAAAUGGAUAAACUGACUAAUUUUAAGCAACUUUUGUUCUACAGAGUUUUUUCACCAAAUCAAUACUUUUCGAGUUAUUUACAAGUGAAUAUGUUCAUUUUUCAACAAAAUAACCACGUUUUUAGGCGGUUUUUCGCAAAUAACUCAAAACCUAGGCAUUUUGUCGAAAAAAAUAUUCUUACCAAAACUAUAGCCUAUAAAAAAAGUGAAAAAAACGGUGUAUAUGUUAGGUCUCUAUACCUAGCAAAAGAAGAGUUGUAGCUAAUGAAAAAUAGGUUCAUAUUCGAAAAAUUCCAAAUAGAAUAAUUCAAUGUGAAAUAUCCAAAUACCGAAGCAUUCUUGGGGAAAACACAUUACCACUUUUUUAAAGUGUUUAAAAAAAGCUAUACGUAUUUCUGUUUUUAUAAAAAAAAAUUUCUAGCAUCAAAUGUAACCAAGUUACGCUCAAAAUAAAGUUGGUACCUUUUGUUUUGGCAAAAUAAAAUCAGGAAGAUCACCUCCCAAUUAGCAACUUAAAUGAAAUUAAUCGUUACCGCUUCACAAGUUACUUUACUUAUGUUGUGUUUAUGUGAUCUGUAAGUUUCAUCGAUUUAAAGUGCUUAUUUUUGAAAAAAUUUAGUUCUAAAGUAAAUUUUUAAAAAAUUUUAAGUUUGAAAAAAAUGCUUUUUUUUCAAAAUAACUUAAAAAUUGUUAGAGGUACCAAAAAUCUUAAACAAUAAAAAAGUCGGCUUUACUUUUCUGAAUAUUUUGUAUUUUUUUGUUUUUCUGUAAGACACAAAUUGGUUAAGAUUCGGUGUUUCUAAAUUUGUAUACACUCGUAAUAAGUGACUCGUUUAAAUCCUUUUAACUACAGCUCUUUCAAAAAUACGGACUUUGAACCGAUGAAACUUCCAGAUCAUCUGAUUAAUACAUACGGGAGUAAACAAGAAUGUGUGUGUACUUUGUACGCACGUAAGAAGUUAUACUUCUACUACAUAUUAUGUGAUUUUUAAGACUAUACCAAAAAUUUAAAAAAAUAAAAGAAUAAAACGCACACAAACACAUUGAAAAAUGCCACAAAGAAAAAAUGAUUUCUGGACGAUAAUAAUUGUUGGCAAAAAUUUUAAAUACGCAUUUGCUGAAAAAAAAAUUAUAUAACAAAUAUACUUACAAUCAUAAUAUGCAUAAAAAAAUAAAAAAAUAAAACUUGCAUCGGGAAUUGAACCCUUGAAUUUCGUGCCGCUUUGACUCGUAAUCGAAGCGUAGACUCACUCGUCCAAUCGCACAUUAUUUAUCAUGUGGAAAAAUACGGUAACUGAACGUUUUACUGUUUGACAAUUGUUUUGAAAAUUAUGUAGUUUAAAUUUUGUGGAAGAAAAUAUAAAAAUAUAAAAAAACAGUAAGAAAACAAUAUAUUAGAUGAAGAUUGGUAGAACUUUUGUUGGUAAUCAAAUUAAGUAUGUAAAUCAAAGCAUUACAUACCUACUAGAUAAAUAAAUCUACGCCAAAAAAUCAUAAUUUAAAAAUAAAAAUGGAACCUAAUUUGGGAUUUCUCUCUAAAAUCCGCAUUCUUGAGAAAAUAAAUGUAUGUAUUUCAACCUAAUCCAAAUGUAUAAUUACAAUAUGAUUAUAAUAAAAACUAGGUACUUACCAAAUUAGAAUGAGUUUUCCUUGUCCAAAAUAGUCCAAAAGUCCAAAAAUAUAGGUAUAUGAAAACUAUUUAAAAAGGCAGUAUAACUAUUAACUAACUUUUGUUUGUUGUUUCUUUUCACACAAAUUUUAAAACGCAACAACCAUAAAUAAUCUAACUACAGCUGUGCCACAGCCACCAUAUUGAAUAAUUUUUGACAUGUCAUUUGAACAUCCAAUCAGAACAAAGUUAUAAUGCGCAUGCGCCCGGUCGCUAGGUUUUCCCAUAUAAAAAUUUACCCUCUAUCGCCGGUAAAGAAGUAUAACUUCAAAAACUUGUGAAGUGGUAACAAUUAAGUUCAAUUGAAAUGCUAAUUAGGGGGUGAUUUUCCCGAUUUCUUACCAAAAAAAGGGGCUAACUUUAUUUUGAGCGUAACUUGUUUACUUUUGAUGCUAAAAAUUUUUUUAAAAAACAAAAAUAAGCAUUUUUUAAACACUUUAAAAAAUUUAAAAUGAGUUUUGCCCAAAAAAGUGCUUCGUUUUUUGGUUAUGGCACGUUAAAAUAUUUGAUUUGGAAUUUGACGAAUAUGAACCUAUUUUUCAUUAGCUAUAACUCUGCUUCUACUAGGUAUACGACCUAAUAUAUACAUCAUGUUUUUCACUUUUUUACGUUCUAUAAAUUUGAUAAGAAUUUUUUUUCGACCAAAUACUUACUUUUUGAGUUAUUUGCGAAAAACCGUCUCAAAACGUGGAUUUUGUAAAAAAAAUAACAUGUUCACUCGCAAAUAACUCGAAAAGUAUUAACUUGGUGUAAAAACUUUAUAGAACAAAAGUUGCUUAGAAUUAGCCAUUUUAUCUAUUUCCGGACUUAUUUGGAACAUAUAUUUUCACCCCCAAAAGGGGGUGAAACUCACCCCUAGGGCAAAAGCACAGAUCGGCACAAUAUCACUUUUUUUGUUUGACUUGUUAACUAUGUGUAUGCCAAAUUUCAUGGCAAUCCAAGGGGUUCUUUAAAAUCUAGAGGUUUUGCAAUAUUUUACCUUUAAAGAACGUACUAAAGCACUUUCUGACAUAUUUUGUUACAAUUUAUUGACAAAAAAGUGAAAAAUUUACUUGUGUACUUUGACUUUCACCUUCUCAAUUGUCUAUUGCAGUAAACUCAUAUAAUUUAAUAAUAAUGGGAGAAAAAAAUCUUAUUUUCUGUACUUUGUUUGUUAAGCCUGUGUACUAAAAAACAGAUUGUAUCUGAAUGUGGCUAGUUCCAUUCUUAAAAUAGAUUAAAUAAUAUAUUUUAUUAUGUAA
Diabrotica virgifera virgifera (western corn rootworm) is the source of this 6530-nucleotide messenger RNA. It is a transcript of the gene spn-A, whose product is annotated as DNA repair protein RAD51 homolog 1. The record is from RefSeq and is a predicted model, not a curated record. Gene Ontology annotation, biological process: chromosome organization involved in meiotic cell cycle; DNA recombinase assembly; reciprocal meiotic recombination. The transcript is spliced from 6 exons. Gene Ontology annotation, molecular function: DNA strand exchange activity; ATP-dependent DNA damage sensor activity; ATP binding. Gene Ontology annotation, cellular component: condensed nuclear chromosome. Lineage: Eukaryota; Metazoa; Arthropoda; Insecta; Coleoptera; Chrysomelidae. Bases 245 to 1453 code for a protein of 402 amino acids.